Molecule: messenger RNA, 1668 nt
Organism: Pygocentrus nattereri (red-bellied piranha)
Lineage: Eukaryota; Metazoa; Chordata; Actinopteri; Characiformes; Serrasalmidae
Gene: sec22bb
Product: SEC22 homolog B, vesicle trafficking protein b
Exons: 6
Coding region: 149-808 (219 amino acids)
Biological process (GO): retrograde vesicle-mediated transport, Golgi to endoplasmic reticulum; vesicle fusion with Golgi apparatus; endoplasmic reticulum to Golgi vesicle-mediated transport
Cellular component (GO): SNARE complex; endoplasmic reticulum-Golgi intermediate compartment; Golgi membrane
Molecular function (GO): SNAP receptor activity
Source: RefSeq, a predicted model, not a curated record
UCCGGAGCAAUAACAGAGAAGCACAGGCUGCUCGCGUACAUCCGGCCAGCUCAGCGCGUCGGUGCUGGUGAAGCGCGCAGAGAAACGCGGCGGCUUUACCGAGAGGCGCGGCAGAGACGGCGGCGGCUUUACCGAGAGGCGCGCAGACAUGGUGCUUCUGACUAUGAUCGCUCGGCUGGCGGACGGGUUGCCACUCGCUGCGUCCAUGCAGGAAGACGAGCAGGGAAAUGAGAAGAUGGGUCGGGACCUGCAGCAGUAUCAGAGCCAGGCCAAACAGCUGUUCCGGAAGCUUAAUGAACAGAGUCCCACCCGCUGCACCUUGGAGGCUGGCACUAUGGCUUUCCACUACGUCAUAGAGAAGGGGGUGUGCUACCUGGUGCUGUGUGAAGCAGGAUUCCCCAAAAAGCUGGCCUUCGCUUACUUAGAAGACCUACAAGCAGAAUUUCAUGAACAGCACGGGAAGAAAGUACCCACUGUGUCCAGACCGUACUCCUUCAUUGAGUUUGACACGUACAUUCAGAAAACGAAGAAGUCUUACAUCGACAGCAGAGCGCGCAGGAACCUCAGCAACAUCAACACGGAGCUGCAGGACGUGCAGAGGAUCAUGGUGGCCAACAUCGAGGAGGUUCUGCAGAGAGGAGAGGCUUUAUCCGCUUUGGACUCAAAGGCCAGCAACCUGUCCAGCCUGUCCAAGAAGUACCGCAGCGACGCCAAAUACCUGAACACGCGCUCCACCUAUGCCAAGCUGGCAGCUGGCGGCGUCUUCUUCAUCAUGCUCAUUGUCUACAUACGCUUCUGGUGGCUGUGAGGAAGAGGAGGAAGGAGGAAGAGGGGAGGUGUGGCAGACUCUGAGGACGCAGCAGGCGUUCAGGAGGAAAGUGGACCCAGUCUUAGUCUUAGUCUGCAUGGAAACGCUCCUCCCUUCCUUCAAAGACUGUUCAAUCCGGCACUUUCUCACCCCAUAGCCCGUAGGUUAACCUACGAGAUUAUGGCCCGGUUUCCUGGACACGUGUUAAGCCUAGACUUGGGCUCCGUUGUAUUGUAACCUGUUUAGUCAAGGUUUAGGUUUAACUGUGGUCUGGGAAACUGGCGCUAUAUGAUUUAUUAAUGUUCUAUGUUUUAUUAACAACUGCUGUUUUGUGUUCUCUGGUGAGUGAGUGAGUGAGUGGAGAUGUUUGUGACUGAGAACGUGAGAAACUUGUUCCUAUGUAUUCACAAACUCGUCUGAGGAAUCCGCCCAGUCAUUGUGACCUGAACCUUGCAUACAGUAGAGCUCCCCCUAGUGGACAAAUGAAAUCACUCACUGACAUAUUUCACCGCGUUUCACAAUCCGUCUCAGAGGAGCUGGAAGGCGAUGAAGUCACUGGGUGGUUUCAUCAACAAAAUUUGUGACUCUCUCUGGAUUUUGUACAGAGUGAGUCACACAUUCGACAACUCAUUCACUCGUUCACUCACUCACUCCCACACUCCCUCACUGGGCCUCUGAAUGGACUGUUUGCGGUUUUCUCGCUCCACGUUCACGCCUGCCUGGCCGGCUGUUCGGCAGUUAAACAUUCAGACGUGCCCGCAGCUUCAUGUGACAUCAAGGUGAGGUCUAAAAGGAAAAGAAUAGCGAGAACUCUUGGCUUACUGUUGCCGCCGGUGUCAAUAAAGCGGUUCAGAGUUUGA